Phycodurus eques (leafy seadragon) is the source of this 8885-nucleotide messenger RNA. It is a transcript of the gene cspg4ba, whose product is annotated as chondroitin sulfate proteoglycan 4ba. Lineage: Eukaryota; Metazoa; Chordata; Actinopteri; Syngnathiformes; Syngnathidae. The record is from RefSeq and is a predicted model, not a curated record.
UGAGUUUCUGGAGUUGUCUGUGUCGAGUCUGCGCUUCGUCGGCUCGGUGGUCCACUGUUCGCUGUUUUCUCUCAAAGAACCCAACCAAACCGCAACGCCGCGUCGGGCUAAACCCCCGAAGAGGUGUGCGAGCAUGUGAAAUGUCGACUUAGCGAAAGGAAGAUGUUCUCAUUUGGGAAAAGAGCCCCGAAGAAGUUGCUGUGGCAGAUCUGCGGACUGCUUUGGUGGUCGCUCCUGCUCGAGCUAGCGUCGGGAGCGUCCUUUUAUGGUGAUGGAUUUGUACAGCUGAAGGCAACAGAGUCGUCCGACCAUAACAAACUCCGCAUUCGCUUCCGAACUUCCAGUACCAAUGGCCUGCUGUUUCUCGCCGCCGGCCAGAGCGUCUACUUUCUGUUAGAGCUUAACGCCGGUCGCCUGCAGCUGAAACUGGACUUGGGAUCUGGGGAGCAACUAUUACAAUCCGAGAGAGGAACACAGCUCAAUGACCUUGCCUGGCAUUCGGUGGAGGUCAUCCAUUUCAAGCGCAAUGUCACUCUGACAGUAGACAAGAACUCCCACACAAGUGCAAAGAUCCUUGGCCACCAUCAUGUUCUCAACAUCUUAGAUGGUGUCUAUGUGGGAGGUUCAGUUGGCCUUGACAGACAUUACCUCCCCAGAGAACCGAUUGGCUUUCGAGGUUGCAUGGAGGACGUCAUAUUCAAUGAACAUGACUUGCUGUCAUUGCUGAGACCAUACACUGGUUUUAAGACUGUCCAUGAGGUGUCUCUAGGUUGUAGUCCCCAGUUUUUUGCCACCGAAGAUGACCCCAUUAGCUUCUUUAGCUCUAAGGCUUACAUUUCUCUUCCCCACUGGAAUGGCCAGCAAGAAGCUGUGUUUGAGUGUGUUGUGCAUACUUCAGCCAGAGAGGGUAUAGUCCUGUACAAUUCUGCCAAAGAGGGGGACUUUGUGGCAUUAGAAAUUCAAGAAGGCUUGCUUGUGGCUAUUGUUCGGAAAGGUGGCAGCAAAACGGAGCUUCGUUCUCUUACAUUCAUCAAUGACAGGAAAUGGCAUGCUAUCAAAAUGCACUUAAAUUCGAGAACGCUUGAACUAAUUGUUGAUGGUGAAAUGGUAAAAAGCAGCCUUGGCUCCCGCUCAAAAGGGCUGCAGUUUAAACGCUAUGUUUUUAUUGGAGGCAUCGAUGACAGCACCAGAUCAGAAGUCAGAAAGGUUAAAUUGAUGUCUGUGUCAGGAAAACGAAUGCAUGGAGGCUCCUUCAAAGGAUGUAUGAAGAAUAUUGAAUUGAACAGAGUGAAGAUGGGGCUUGCCAAUGCAGUUGUCUCAAAGGAUAUCUCAGUUGGCUGUGAACCUGAGAAAGAACCAGUGUCAUUGACCACUAUGAGUCCAACAAGUGCCCCGGAAUCCCUGUUUUUCUUGGUGACCCCAACACCGCCAUUGCACAUGUCAACACUUGCAAGGGGUUUGGACAGAAGGUAUGGCUCUGAUUUUGUGCAGUUAAAACCCCUCGUAGUUGAAGAAGGUGGUCGAGCAUCUCUUGAGGCCAAACACAUCAAGGUACUCUUGGAUUUCAAGACGCUUGGUAUCCGUCAGUCUCAGAUCAUAUUUCAAAUUCAAGAUCAGCCAAUGCAUGGUCAGGUCAGGCUUGAUGUGGAUCAAGACCAACCUCAGAAUACCUUCAGCAUGUUGGACCUUUGGCAUGAGCGAGUAAUGUAUAUCCAUGGAGGCUCUGAAGAUCCAGAUGACUUCUUCAUGUUUUCAAUAUCUUCCAGCAGUCGGAAAGAAGUUCCGGAUUAUCUCACGGCUAACAAAUUAUACCGUUUCAACAUUACGGUAAUACCCACCAAUGAUGCACCUGAAUUGUGUCUCCCCGAAGGAAAUCUAUUUGUCUUGUUGGAAAACUCUAAAAAACGCCUCACUCCAGAUGUUUUGAAGGCCACAGACAUAGACAGCAAUGAUAACAAUCUUGUUUUUACAGUGCUUGGGAACCUGAAUGCAGACGCAGGCUAUUUGGAAAUUGAGGAUAACCAAGGAACAGCAGUGACCUCAUUUUCUCACUCAGACUUGCAAGAACUGAGAGUGUAUUAUUUUCACACAGGAGUUAGAAACUCAAGGAUAGUCCUUCGAGUCAGUGAUGGUGAGAAGGUGAGCAACACUGUGGUUUUAAGGGUGAUGGCUAUAGCACUUGAGUAUAAAAUUGCCAACAACACAGGUCUUAAUAUCAAUCAAGGAGAGACAGCUGCAAUUAGUACACAACAGUUGUCUGUGGAAACCAAUGCUGUGAGACAAGUAAUUGACAUCCGUUAUGAUGUAAUUGAACAACCACAGUAUGGAGAACUUCAGAGACUUCACUCAAGUGGUGAAUGGAGGCCCACUGACUCGUUUUCUCAAAGGCUUCUAGAAAAAGGACGACUAAGGUAUGUUAGCACAUACCAUGAGAUCCAGACAUCCAAUGCCACUGAUUACUUUAAAUGUAAAGUCCAUGUGGCUGCAAGGGCAAUUACAGAAAUACUUUUCCCAAUCACCGUGCAAUGGGUGAGGUACAACUUGGUGAGGAAUGUAAUUAUAACCCUGGAUAAAGUUAGAAAAGUGACACUUGACUCAGAGUAUCUGUUUGCUUCAGCCAAGGGUGUGAUUGUCCCUGAAGAGGAUCUUUAUUUUAGGGUUCUCACCACACCAAAGAAAGGGAAACUGCUACUUAACACGACAGUCUUGAUGAAGAACUCAUCCUUUAGUCAAAAAGAUAUCACAGAUUUAAAAGUACACUAUGAACUAGUUGACCGGCCUCACGAAGACACACACGACAGAUUCAAAUUUCACUUGUUUUCCAAACAUGCUCAGUCCCAAAACUAUGAUUUUCAGUUUUCAAUUAAAGCUGAUGUUAACAGUGUUUUCGUCAGGAAAGCCGGGCUGGUUCUUCAAGAGGGGGGAAGUAAGUUGAUCACAAAAAAUGAACUGUUUGCAGAAACUUUGCUUACACGGGAUAUGUACUACACUGUAAUAAGCAGUCCCAAACAUGGAAAGCUUGCUCGUAUAACUCAGUCGAAUUCAAAUUCAACCUAUAACAACAUCUUAACCUUCAGCAAUCAAGAUCUCUUAGAGGACCGGAUCAUGUACGUCCACGAUGACAGUGAAACAAGUCAGGAUGAAUUCACUUUCAUUGUCUCUACCACCAAAGGUUUCAAAUCUUUCAUUGCAAAUGAUGAAAUUGGGUCCAAAGAAGAAACGUUCAACAUAUCCAUUCAACUUGUAAAUGAUCAAAAACCAGUACGUGUGAUUGAUAAAGUUUUCUAUGUAGUAAAAGAGGGACAAAGGCUGCUCACUGUUGAAGAUUUGCGUUAUCAUGAUCCAGACUCAGAUUUUAACGACGGCCAAUUGAUUUACAUUCGGCGUGGAAUCCCCGUGGGAGAUUUGGUGCUGGUGAAUGACACCAAUCAUCGGCUAUUUGAGUUUCGCCAAAAGGAUUUAGAAGAAAAGAAAGUAUUGUUCAUUCAUAAAGGUGCAAGCGUCGGUAGAUUUGUGCUCUUUGUCUCUGAUGGCAAAAACUUUGUAUCAAGUCUUUUAGACAUAAGUGCACAGGACCCUUUCUUGAAAGUUGUAAAUAACACUGGUUUACUGGUGCAGAAGGGACAGUCCGUUAUCUUUUCCACCACCAAUUUUACUGUCAGAUCCAAUCUGGAUGUUCGAGAUGACCAGCAAAUCUCAUUCAAGUUGAAUGACACUCCUACGUAUGGAAGGCUUUAUCGAGACGAAAUAGUGGUGGAGUCAUUCACACUGUCUGACCUCAAGAACGGAUUAAUCUCUUAUCAACAUGAUGACAGCAAACAUCUGUCAGACCAUUUCAACUUGACAGUAACAGCUAAAGACAUCCACCUUGCAGCAAAGAUCAAUGUAAAGGUUUACCUGGAAAGUCAUCAGAGGCCACCCAUUGUGCAGCAUCGCAACAAUCUACUGGUAGAGGAAGGAAAACCAGUCAAGAUUGAUGAGACUAAACUAGAGGUCACGCAUGAGGACAAUGUGCCAUCUGAGAUCGUGUUCACAGUCAAGGCUGGCCCCUAUCAUGGCUUUCUACGACAUUUUAUGGAAGCAGACGGGCAUUAUAUCGGAAGCGAGGAGUCUCCUGUCAAGACAUUUACCCAAAACGACAUUAACAGCGGAAACAUCCAAUACGUGCAGGCGGAGCUCAGCAAAGUCAACGACACAUUCAUCCUGGAAGCCACCAACGGUGUCACCGACGUCAGCGACAUUAGCAUCUCGGUCGAUAUCAUACCCCGCCACAUCCCACUUAAGGUUUCCGAUUUCACAGUGGAUGAGGGCGGCUACAAGGCCUUGACAAAGGAAAUACUUGAAGUCACCAACCGACACUUUGCUGGAAUCAACUUCCUUUUUAAUGUGACGGAGCCCCCACAUCAUGGCCACAUCGAGCACUCUCGACAUCCCGGUGUACCCUUGACAUCUUUCACCAGGAGACAGGUGGAGCAUGACUUCAUCUACUACGUCCACGACAGCAGCGAAACAUUAGCGGAUAACUUCACAGUGGUUGCUAACGACACGGGCCUGAGGAAGCAGAGUGAGACUCGCACAGUGUUCGUCCAAGUUACAGCUGUCAACGACGAGCCCCCUGUUAUUACCGCCAAUAGGGUCCUCAGGGUUUGGGUGUCCUCAGUGACAGAGAUUUGCCUGGAGGACUUAAGGGCGCAGGACCUCGACACGUACCCUGAAGAACUCCACUUCAUGGUAACCCCUCCCAGCAACGGACAUCUGGCCCUUAAGAGUGCCCCCAUGACCGCAGUGCUCAACUUCACCCAGGCCCACAUCGACCAGGGACAGCUGCUGUUUGUGCACAAAGGUGCCAUGUCUGGAGGGUUCAACUUCCAAGUCAACGACGGUGUGAACUUCACUCCCAGACAGAUCUUCAGCAUCACUGCGAGAGCCUUGGUCCUCAAUUUGGUGCUGAAUCGCCCCCUUAAGGUCUUUCCAGGGUCAACAGCAGCAAUUUCAAAUGAGGAAUUGCAAGUAGUGACCAACGAUGUCAGCGGUACUUCUAACCGCACAAUUACAUUUAGUGUAAUUCGACAUCCUAAACUGGGGCGCUUGGUGAGGAAACAGGCUGAAAAUUACUCAGUUGACAUCUCCACCUUCACGCAAGAUAUGGUGGAUCGAAAAGAGGUCGCGUACAUUCAAACCCCCGUUGAGUCAGUGGGUUGGGAGGCCAUGGACUCGCUGACCUUCUCUGUGGCAUCACCACCUUCGUCUCUGGAGAGUCAGACCUUCAAGAUUGAUAUCUCCUAUGAGAAUACAGGACCUGAACAUAACACAGUCCUUUUGGCAAACACAGGUGCGGAAGUGACAGAAGGAGAAAGCGUCAUUAUUGAUGAGUCCAAGCUUGAUGCCACUAACCUGAUGUCUAAGCUGCCAACGCCUCAGCGGAGCGCCAAUGAAGUCUGGUUCCAGGUGACGUCGUUGCCACAGCAUGGUGUCAUUGUCGUCGGUGAAAGAAACCUCACGAAGGAGAAACCCAACUUCUCUCAAUUCAUUGUCAACAAAUACGGCAUUACCUACAAGCACGACAACUCUGAGACAAGCCACGAUUCAUUCGCUUUCAGCGCAUGGGUAAACCCAAAGGGCAAAUCGGCUCAAAGGCCUUUGGAUGACAUUGACGUUAUUGAGGAAUCUUUCAACAUUACAAUCACUGCUGUGAAUGAUCAGCCACCUGUGCUGAAGACUAAAGCACCGAGUCUGACAGUGGUACAAGGAGAUACAAUAGCCAUUAAUCCGGAGAACCUCAAAGUAGAAGAUUUAGACAAUCCCCCUGAUGAUAUUGUCUUCUCUGUGAUUAGCAAGCCAAACAAUGGUUACCUAGCUCUUGACGGAAGAUUGAAUGAGACGAUUGGAGCCUUCACCCAAGCCCAGAUCAAUAAUGGAAGUGUUUAUUUCGUCCAUGAUGGUAGCCCUACCUCAGGGGUUUUCUACUUCAGUGUCACGGAUGGCCACCAUAAGCCAAUUUACAAACUAUUCAAUUUAGACGUGACAAAAAUUACCAUCUUACUGGUCAACCACACAGGACUGACACUUGAGCAAGGUAGCACUGCAGUCUGGCUGAUCCAAGACAACCUUGCUGCCAAGACGAAUGGCAGGAACGCCACCAUUCACUACCAAAUUACAAGGCCUCCAAUGUUUGGCAAACUUCUGCUGGGCACCCAAGAGGUGUCGCAGUUUGAACAACAAGAUAUACAGACCGGACAUCUAGCUUACCACAUGACCAAUCUUUCGUCUGCGGAAGACAGCUUCGAGUUCACAGCCUUCACUUCUGAGGCCAAUCUGAGUGCACAAGUGCUAAACAUCACUGUCACUCCUCUGAUCCGGGUUGGCAAAAGUGCGAGGGCACCCACUGGAAUUGUCGUAAAACUCAACUCCGCUUCACUCGAUGUUUCUAAACUGGCAGAUAUUUGUAGAUGUGACCCUGUAUUUGAAAUUUUGUCACACCCCAAUUUCGGCAAAGUGGUCCGGCCAAAGACUAAAAAGUGGCGUAAAUCUGAAGCAGUUGAGUCUUUCACUUUCCAGGAUAUUACACAAGAGAAAGUAGCCUUGGAGUUGAAUGCCAACAUGACAGAAGUUCAAGAAUUAAAUGACUCACUGGUGUUUUUACUGAAAGCUGAUAACAUUCAACCUGCUAAAGGAGAGUUCCAUUUUACCAUUGUACCGUAUGAUCCUGCGGUUGGCCAAACCACAAAAAAUCCUGUGGUAACAACAUCUUUUCUCCCUCAGACAACAAUCCAGACUCCUAGAAAUGGAAGUGCUUCACCAGAGCGUUCCACACCUGUCACAUAUACCCAGCAGCCAAGCAAAAAUCAACAAAGGUUCAAAGGCCGUAACCGCUGGGGGAAGUCCAAUAGAACAAGCCAUUUCAGCACAACUCUUGGUAAACCCACAGGAGGAACCGAUAAUUUCCCCUUCAUAAACACACCCGUUCGUGUGGAAUCCUACCCGCAAAAAAGCUCCAACCCUCUUCUGGUUAUCUUACCACUGCUCGCUCUGCUGCUGCUUGUGAUCAUCUUUGUGGUGCUCGUUGUUUUCCUUCGACACCACCGGCGGCGGAAGCGCAGGACCGACACGCCAAAGGAGCCCACUCCUGCCGCUCUUCCAAGCAGCCAGUCACAUCAGGGCCAGACUCAAAGGAGCACCACCGUUCCCACAGUCACUGUUACCCCAUUAAACCCCACCAGCACAGGUAGUCCCACUCUCAGUCACUUACUGCUACGGAACCAGCGACUGUACAAUUAUAACACUGUUGAUUCAAACAUUCUUGUCAGUUCCUGGAGUAGUGAUUCUCCCUCUGCGUCGUCGCAGAUGAUCCAGACUGCCACUCCUUCCCUUCAGAGGAAUCAGUAUUGGGUUUGAACACAUUUAGAAGCAGGGAAUUGUCCAAAAUGUCUGAGUAAGAUAAAGAUUCAAGAGCAACUAAGGGUUGUAGAUCGUUUUUUUAUUUUAUUUUUUUAUCAAGCGAUAUAGCCCAAGACUUUGCCUAUAUCGAGUAUGUCAAGGUAGUGACACUGGUAUUGAUCACUAAAGCCUGUUCAACACUAAGAUUCUGGGAGCUUUAGACAUAAAAUGUGAAAUUGUGGGAAAAAUCGUCCAUUAUAGCUCAAAAAACAGCGAUCGUACAUUUCGCAGUGAGACCGGAACAACAAAUGAAAGCUCGAACCAUUGUGCGUUAAAGACAGGCUGUCACAGAAUUGUAGAAAAAUCAUGUUGGAUGGAGAUGGAGGCACUUUGGUCAUUCUAGAUGGCUAAAUGUAUAUCGUCGCUGUCGGGCAGAAUCCUUCCAUUUCCAAAAUUGUUACUUUUCGACACACACACACACACACACACACACACACACCAUCUUAACCGGCCUUCCCAGUUAACAUGGAUAUUUAACUUCUAAAGCCGUCAAUGGCAGUGAAUGUGUGUUUAUUGAGUUACCAAACACUCCAUCGUUCAGGUUGGAAUUAUACCUCAUAGUGCUAUCAUAUACUGUUGCACACCAACACAAAACCACCCCUAAAUCAUGUUCAAUCCCUAAUUUAAUUUGCAAAAUCAUUCUCUAAUUCAUUAAGAUGUCAUUGAUUACAAUGCUACAGACCCAUCGCCAGCUGUGUACAUUAAAGUCUGCACUCGCGCUGACACUCCGACAACACGAAAAGGCUUUAUUAAAAACAAAUGUUUUUGCACAAAUGCUUAACGUCUAACUGCUAUAAAGGAAAUUGCUUUGAGCAUUACGAAACAACAAGUGAUGCAACAAGCUUUACUUUGAGCUUACCUGUGAAAGGAUCUCGAUCAUUCGUCGUAUCAGUUGACAAUGCUUGUAAUGCUCAUUAAGGCAAGUCCUCCACCGAUACCUACAGAGGAGAUAAAAAGUCUACACAGCCCUGUUCAAAUGCCAGGUUUUUGUGGUAUAAAAAAAUGAGACUGAGGCCUUUGUCAAGGUGAAUGGAAUUAUGAACAGUUCCAAAUAACAGUCAGCUUUAGCACAACAAUGUCAGGCUUCUACGAGAAAGCAAAAAUGAAAAGCCGACUACAACAUUUGAACUUUAUUUGGAGUUAAUCCGAGGCACUUUAAAUAGUAGCAGGUGUGUGCCAAAUGCUGACUCCCAUUAAAUGAGUUUGACUGUGAUUGGUUAAUUCUGAACACAGCUACAUCCCCAGUUAUUAUAGGAUGUGCAUACGUGUGCAACCACAAUCUCAGUUUUUUGUUUUUACUUUCACGCUUGAAAAAAUGUCAUGAUUUUUUUCAAUUGAGUUUUACAGGUUAUAGGUCACAUUAAUGGUGUAAAAAGUUUUUAAAAGAUGUAUCUGGGUCUCAUUUUUUUUUUAGAAUACAAAAACCUGGGUGUGUAGACUUUUUAUAU